AUGAUCCCGGCCGUUGCUGAUCCGGCGACGUUGGACGGGGGGGCGCGCACGCCGUUGCUCCCGGAGACCGACCCUCGGAGGCGUGCUGCCCACGCCGGGGGAGGGCAGAAGCGUCCGCCGCCGCCGGCGACGACGACCGUUCUCCCCGCCGUCGUCUCCGCCGUGCUCCUGCUCGUCCUCGUGGCGGUCACCGUCCUCGCGUCGCAGCACGUCGACGACGGGCAGGGUGGGGGCGUCGCCGUCGUUCCCGCGGGCGGCGGCGGCCAUGCCGUCGUGGAGGUGGCCGCCUCCCGUGGCGUGGCCGAUGGAGUGUCGGAGAAGUCCACGGCCCCGCUCCUCGGCGCCGCCGGCGGCGCGGUCGAGGAGUUCUCCUGGACCAACGUGAUGCUGGCGUGGCAGCGCACGGCGUUCCAUUUCCAGCCCCCCAAGAACUGGAUGAACGAUCCGAACGGUCCGCUGUAUCACAAGGGCUGGUACCACCUCUUCUACCAGUGGAACCCGGACUCCGCGGUGUGGGGCAACAUCACCUGGGGCCACGCCGUGUCGCGCGACCUCCUCCACUGGCUGCACCUACCGCUGGCCAUGGUGCCGGAUCACCCGUACGAUGCCAACGGCGUGUGGUCCGGGUCCGCCACGCGCCUCCCGGACGGCCGGAUCGUCAUGCUCUACACGGGCUCCACGGCGGAGUCGGUGCAGGUGCAGAAUCUCGCGGAGCCCGCCGACCCGUCCGACCCGCUGCUGCGGGAGUGGGUCAAGUCGGACGCCAACCCGGUGCUGGUGCCGCCGCCGGGCAUCGGGGCGACGGACUUCCGCGACCCGACGACGGCGUGGCGGGCGCCCAACGACACGACGGCGUGGCGGGUCGCCAUCGGGUCCAAGGACCGCGACCACGCGGGCCUGGCGCUGGUGUACCGGACGGAGGACUUCGUGCGGUACGACCCGGCGCCCGCGCUGAUGCACGUCGUCCCGGGCACCGGCAUGUGGGAGUGCGUCGACUUCUACCCGGUGGCCGCGGGCGGCAGCGCCGCGGCGGCCGACGGGGACGGGCUGGAGACGUCCGCGGCGCCCGGGCCCGGGGUGAAGCACGUGGUCAAGGCCAGCCUCGACGACGACAAGCACGACUACUACGCCAUCGGCACCUACGACCCGGCGACGGACACGUGGACCCCCGACGACGCGGAGAACGACGUCGGGAUCGGCCUGCGGUACGACUACGGCAAGUACUACGCGUCCAAGACCUUCUACGACCCCGUGCUUCGCCGGCGGGUGCUCUGGGGGUGGGUCGGCGAGACCGACAGCGAGCGCGCGGACAUCCUCAAGGGCUGGGCAUCCGUGCAGUCAAUCCCCAGGACGGUCCUCCUGGACACGAAGACGGGCAGCAACCUGCUCCAGUGGCCGGUGGUGGAGGUGGAGAACCUCCGGAUGAGCGGCAAGAGCUUCGGCGGCAUUGCGCUGGACCGCGGAUCGGUCGUGCCCCUCGACGUCGGCAAGGCGACACAGUUGGACAUCGAGGCCGUGUUCGAGGUGGACGCGUCGGCCGUGGAGGGCGUGACGGAGGCCGACGUGACGUUCAACUGCAGCACCAGCGCCGGCGCGGCGGGCCGGGGCCUGCUCGGCCCGUUCGGCCUUCUCGUGCUGGCGGACGAGGACUUGUCCGAGCAGACCGCCGUGUACUUCUACCUGGUCAAGGGCACGGACGGCAGCCUCCAAACUUUCUUCUGCCAAGACGAGCUCAGGGCAUCCAAGGCGAACGAUCUGGUUAAGAGAGUAUACGGAAGCUUGGUCCCUGUGCUCGAUGGGGAGAAUCUUUCAGUCAGAAUACUGGUUGACCACUCCAUCGUGGAGAGCUUUGCUCAAGGCGGAAGGACGUGCAUCACGUCGCGCGUGUACCCUACACGAGCCAUCAACGACUCCGCCCGCGUGUUCCUCUUCAACAAUGCCACAAAUGUGCACGUCAAAGCAAAAUCCGUCAAGAUCUGGCAGCUGAACUCCGUUUACAUCCGGCCGUAUCCAGCGAGUUCUCUAUGA
This is a messenger RNA of Miscanthus lutarioriparius, 2028 nucleotides long. Lineage: Eukaryota; Viridiplantae; Streptophyta; Magnoliopsida; Poales; Poaceae. The record is from the annotation of a GenBank genome assembly.